CAAGAGAGCUAUUGCAGAUGCAACAGUUGGUUUCUCUUCCCUGUGAUCACUUUACGGAAGAGGAGGAUUACAUAGACAUGGAUGUCAGCUCUGCUGUGGACGUGGAUUUGGGCGGCGGCGGCGGCGGCGGCAGCACCGCCAGCUUCAUCUGCUACACCAUGGCAUCCCCUCCUCUUUCCAAGGAAUUCGAAUUCCAGAUGAGUGGCAACCCGACGGAGAGGGAGGCCACCACCUCCCCCGCCGACGAGCUUUUCUACAAGGGGAAGCUCCUCCCCCUGCACCUCCCUCCUCGCCUUCGGAUGGUCGAAAAGCUCCUCGAGAGCUCGAAGCAUUCAGACGGCUUCGGAGAGAAGGAUGUCUCCGCAGCAGUCGGCGGUGAGCUGAGUGCGGUGUCGGACCAGAAGCAAUCGCCUUGGUCCAAAAAGCUCAAGUCCAUCAAGCAAUCAUCGCUGGGCCUGAAGCUGAAGGCUUCUCGAUCGUAUCUCAAGUCUGUGUUCAUCAGAUCCAGGUGCUCCGAUGAGUCCUGCGCGGUCCUGCAAUGCGACGAGCGCUCCAAUGGCUACAAGAAGGCAGCAAAGACGAGCCCGCUUGGCCAAAUCCAGCAGGGGAAGUACGUACUUGAAGACACCAAUGCCGCUAGUCUCAGGAGCACCGAGAGAGAGAAGCUAAUGGAAGAGGACUUGAUCCACAGAAAGUCCUUUUCUGGUGCCAGUAGCUGGAGCUCCACUACCAAGCCUUCGUCCUCGUCGACGACCUCUUCCUGCUCGUCCUCUUUGUCGUCCUCCUUCUCGAGUUCCAGCUCGCUCGGGGUGUACCAGCCGCAGGUGCUCAAGAGGAGCAGCAGCGUCAACUCAGAGAUGGAGAGCUCAAUUCAGGGAGCCAUUGCUUACUGCAAGGAGUCUCAGCAGCUGGUCGGCGGCCGGAAGAGUGCCAGCGAUGCCGGGCUUUAUCCAUUGCCUGCUUCACGGAUUGCUGCAGCUUGUCAAGCUCGAGAGAAUCCAAGAUUUUGCAGGGGAUGAUGACCGACCUACUUGUGCUACAUGCUACUACUUCUCUAGCUUCUGAAACAUUUGACUGUCCUUAGGUUCUACUGGAAAUGGCACCAACGUGUGUCCCUGGAAAUAUUCUUCAGCUCCAUCUCCA
This is a messenger RNA of Musa acuminata AAA Group (dessert banana), 1143 nucleotides long. Its product is annotated as probable membrane-associated kinase regulator 4. The record is from RefSeq and is a predicted model, not a curated record. Gene Ontology annotation, molecular function: kinase inhibitor activity. Gene Ontology annotation, cellular component: plasma membrane. The transcript has a single exon. NCBI's taxonomy places the organism in Eukaryota, Viridiplantae, Streptophyta, Magnoliopsida, Zingiberales, Musaceae. Bases 18 to 1019 code for a protein of 333 amino acids.